Molecule: messenger RNA, 1584 nt
Organism: Aegilops tauschii subsp. strangulata
Lineage: Eukaryota; Viridiplantae; Streptophyta; Magnoliopsida; Poales; Poaceae
Product: AAA-ATPase At3g28610-like
Molecular function (GO): ATP hydrolysis activity; ATP binding
Source: RefSeq, a predicted model, not a curated record
AUGAUGGGAGGAGGACUGCUGGAGCACCUCCGGACGUCGGUGUGGUUCUACGUGGCGCCAGUGGUGGCGGCCUGCGCGCCCAUCGGCGUCCUCAGGACCUACUUCAACCAGCACCUCCGGCGGCCCCUCCGCCGGCUCCUCCCGUUCCUCGACCCCUUCGUCACCAUCGACAUCACGGCCGGCGACUCCGACGACAGCUACUACUACGAGUCCCGCGGCAGGGCCAAGUCGAGCGACGCCUACGCGGAGGUGCUGGCGUACCUAAGCGCGGCGUGCUCGCGGGGGGCGCGGGAGCUCCGGGCCGAGGGCGCCGCCGAGGGCCACGGCUUCGUGCUCAGCCUCCGCCAGGGCCAGGAGGUCGCCGACGAGUUCCAGGGCGUCACCAUGUGGUGGUCCGCCGUCGCUCCGGACCAGCAGCAGCAGGGCGCCCGGGGUUGCUGCCGCCUUACCUUCCAUGAGCGCCACCGGAAGCUCGUCGUCGAUGAGUACCUGCCGCACGUCCGCUGUGCUGGCCAGGAGGUCACCUUCCUCAACCGCCGUCGCAGGCUCUACUCCAACAAGGAGGGCGUCAGCUACUACUCGUCGUCCAGGGAGGUGUGGAGCUACAUAGACUUCAACCACCCAACCACCUUCCAAACCCUAGCCAUGGACCCCGCCAAGAAGCAGAUGAUCAUGGACGACCUCAAUGACUUCCGCAACAGCAAGGACUACUACCGCCGGAUUGGCAAGGCGUGGAAGCGGGGCUACCUCCUAUACGGCCCUCCUGGCACUGGCAAGUCCACCAUGAUUGCCGCCAUGGCCAACUACCUCAACUAUGACAUCUACGACAUUGAGCUCACCACCCUAAGCACCAACAGUGACCUCCGCAAGCUCUUCAUCGAGACCACUGGCAAGUCAAUUAUCGUCAUCGAGGACAUCGACUGCUCCCUCGACCUCACCGGUAAUCGUGCCAGAAAGGGUGGACGGCGACAAGCACAGGCAGACGAUGCCCAUGAUUAUGCCGAUCCCAAUAGGCUGACUUUGUCUGGCCUACUCAAUUUCAUCGAUGGCCUUUGGUCGGCGCAUAGCGGUGAGCGGAUCAUUGUGUUCACCACAAACUAUGUCGGUGAGCUUGACCCUGCGCUGAUCCGCAGGGGGCGGAUGGACAUGCACAUUGAGAUGUCGUACCUCAAGUUUGAGGCGCUCAAGACACUGGCCAUGAACUACCUCCAAAUGGAAACACACCCGCUAUUCGACACCAUCAAGGAGCUGUUGGACGAGGUGGAGAUUGCCCCAGCAGAUGUCGCCGAGUGUCUUAUGGUGUCGAGGCGCACAGACCGUGAUGCACAGGCUUGCUUGGACCGCUUGAUUGGUGAGCUCAAGAUGAAGAAAGAGGAAACCAAGGACAUAAACAAUAAGAAGGUCAGGACCAAUAAGCAUAGAAAGAAGGCAAAGACCAAAGCCAAUGCAAAGAGGAAGGCCGAAGCCGAGAAAGAAAAGGUCGAAAAGGCAGCAUCCGAGGACGAUAACAAGAAGACCAAUGACAACACGGAGAAGAAGGCCACAGAGGUAGAGGAGGAGAAGAAGGUCAUCCAGGAAGAUUAA